This is a messenger RNA of Iphiclides podalirius (scarce swallowtail), 1473 nucleotides long. The record is from the annotation of a GenBank genome assembly. NCBI's taxonomy places the organism in Eukaryota, Metazoa, Arthropoda, Insecta, Lepidoptera, Papilionidae.
AUGGCAGUGAUAUGCCUUCUGGCGGCCGUUCGAGUGCAAUGUCGCUCCAACAGGGUGGUCGACGUAUCCACGUCGUGCGACAAAAACUCCGUCACGGUCCACGUUACAAUGGACCAGCCCUUCAAGGGUCUUAUCUUCAGCAAGGACUUCUCCAGGGAAUGUCAAGUGCAAGGCAAGCAACAGAAGACAGUUUCCCUGCAUCUGCCGUCGAAUGCCUGCGGUGUGCGAACGUCCACUAUCAACUCUACCGUAGAGGAGCCAGAUGACAACGAAGACCUUUACUACUCAGUUGAGCUGGUCGUGCAAAUGGACCGUCAGCUGCAGCAAUUAUCCGAUCAAGAGCUUAUCGUGAGGUGUAAAUUGCAACCGCGCGCGGUUCGCAUCCACAGCUCGGCUCUUGAAGGGGUUCUCAAGACGAAAUUACGCGAGAUGUCAGGACAAGAAGCUAAGAAAGUUAGGACCGGCCGAAACCGGCAAGGAUUCCCCAGUCCAGCGGAAAUAGAGCAGAGGGAACUGCUGAUGCAGUCGGCGCGCGCUUGGAUGGAGCUGGCGCCCACCAGGGCUGCCACGGAGCCGGCCUCCGUGGAGGUUGGGCAGCCCACCAGGCUACUCAUACAGUGCACGCUUCCCGCCGGUGUCGGUUUGCGUGUUACCGACUGCGUGGCGCACGACGGCCUCGGCGAGGCGUCGCAGAAGCUUCUCGACGACGCGGGCUGCCCCAUCGACGAGGCGAUAUUCGGCGGGCCCUCUGUCCACGAGCACAAACGGGCCGAGGCGGACUUGGCCGACAUGGUUCCAAUCGACCCCGAAGUCCGGGACUCGAGGCCGAUGGAGGCGGAAUUUAGAAGCGUGAUGAGGCACCAGCACGCGGUGGUGACCUUCGCCGCGUUCAAGUUCCCCGACCGGGCGAAGCUGCACCUCAGCUGCGGCGUGGAGCUCUGCCGGGGCGAUUGCCCGAAGGUGGACUGCGCCGCGCUGAGGCGGCCGCUGCGCCGGGACGGGCUGCUGAGGAGGGCGCGCCUGGACAAGGCCGCCAGGGGCGAGCUGAUCGACAGGCUGGAGGUGUACAACAGCAUCGAGGUGCUCGCGCCCAACAUCGAGCUGGACGACGCCUCCGUGAGGGGUACAAGGAGGACAGAGGGCGAAAGGGACGAAUUCGUGCGAGGCUUUUCUCCGGGCGACAAAACUAUCUGCUUGUCGCCGGGCAAAAUGGCCCUUGCGUUCUGCGUCUUAGGCGUCAUAUUCCUCUGCGCGAUCGCGGUAGCGUUCGCAUCGUUGGUGCGAGCGAGACGACGGAUGACGCGCGAGCCGCUGCAUACGUCCCUCUCUUUCUACACGGGCAGCAAGAGCAUGUUCUCCUCGAGCGAAAGUUCUAGUUCGUGUCUUAGCGGGAGCAAACUGUUGCUUACUGACAGUCCGUAUUUAGACCACCAUUCGUCUUCCAGCAACAACUGGCCGUAUGCGAGAGCAUUC